Teleopsis dalmanni is the source of this 2683-nucleotide messenger RNA. RefSeq lists its product as uncharacterized. Gene Ontology annotation, cellular component: nucleus; nuclear body. Gene Ontology annotation, biological process: positive regulation of DNA-templated transcription. NCBI's taxonomy places the organism in Eukaryota, Metazoa, Arthropoda, Insecta, Diptera, Diopsidae. Bases 419 to 2683 code for a protein of 754 amino acids. Gene Ontology annotation, molecular function: zinc ion binding. The transcript is spliced from 13 exons. The record is from RefSeq and is a predicted model, not a curated record.
UUCCUUUAAAUUCUGUAUUCAUUUUAUCGAUUUUAUACAAAAUGUAAUUUGCUUACAUCAUGUGCACGUAUGCAAGAUUUGCUAUUUGUCAAAACAUAACACUUACAGACUGCAACAGUGAUGCCAAUGUCUUGUUUAGCGAGUAUAGAAAAACAUGCGUUUUUUGCGAGUGUUGCUAUUUUUUGCCACAAAUCGGAGAGGCCUAAUAUACCUAUUGUUACAUUUAAAUGUUAUAGUUAUCAUGUCUACUUUUACAUUACAUGGUUCCGAAUAUUGGGCUUUAAAAAUGGUGGUUUGGUCUUUUCGUUUAAAAAGCUACUGGCAGUACUGAUUGUUAAAUAAGCAAAACUAUUGUGAAUAAUAAUUUUUUAUAUUGAGAGUUGAAUUUUGUUUUGUUUAUGUUGCGCUUUAGUUUAAAAUGCAAAUUCAAAAAUAUACUGAACAAUCUUUAAUUUCAAAAAACUUCGAUUCAAGUCAAGACAACGAAGACGGUUUUGAUGAGUUGUGGUGCAGAACAUGCUGCGAGAAAAUUAGUUUGAGAUUCCUGCAUUUGUUGACAAAUGAAGCUAAUGUGCCUUCUUUGUCGAAUAUGUUGUCAGAAAUAGCCAAAAUUGAUGUGAAAACUAAACACGGUGAUGGGUUCCCCGAGCAUAUUUGUGACAAUUGCGUAUACAGACUGAAAAUAGCUUACAACUUUGUUUUGCAAGCCCAGCAAUCUAAUGAAUACUUUGAGCAGAUGACUUGUAUGCUACUGAAGCAAAACUUGAACAAUUCACAACAAACACCUAUAACUAUGACAGAAAAUCUUACUUGCAAAUCUGAGUUUUAUGAUGAAUUUGCGAAUAUAGAGAAAAGCAAUGUUGACACGAACUCGGAGAGCUAUGAAAAUAUCUUUGAAGAUGUUACAGUAAAAGAUGAAACUUUACUUGAUGAGGAAAAUAAUGAUGAAGCAUUAGUGAAAUCUAUGGAUAUUCCGUCUCCAAAUAUAGAAAUGAAUAAUGACGACUGUAGAAGGAAAAAUGAUCGAAAGAUUGUUUACAUGCAAACAAGGAAACUAAAUAACAAACGGUAUGUAUGGAACCCAGCAGCGGAACAAGCGUUGUUUGAGCUGUGGGAAUCGAAUUUAAAACACCUUACUCAAACGCGUAGGAAAGGACACAUAUAUAAUGAAAUAUCUGAACAACUAAGUAGCAUUGGAUUUUAUCAUAGUGCCCGCGAAGUACAAGUGAAAAUAAAUAAUAUGACUCAAAAAUACAGAAAAGAAAAUCGCAAAAUAAAAUCUUCAGCUGAAUCACAGUCAAUGUGGAUACAUUAUGAAAGAGUGAAGAGAAUUAUUGGAGAUUUCAAAUGCAAGAAUAUUGAACAACUCCAAACAGAAAACGUUGACGUAUGUUUGGAUGAUUCAAUAUCUAUUGAUGUAAACAUAAGGACACAAUCUUCAUUGUCAAGAAUAACAGAUAGAUCCGGCCUAAUGCCACCAUCGCCAUCAUAUUUAGAAAGUACAUCACCAAUAUCGUUGGAAAGUUCGAUGGUAGAAUCAACGCCUACGUCGCCAAAACCGAAAAGAAGAAAAUCAAAUUCUUUUCAACAAAGGAUAUUAACCAAUUCGAAGAAAUCAAAAGAAACACCAAUAUCUUUGACAGAAAAUCUUACUUGGGAACCUGAUGAUAAUAGCGAUUCAGAUGCGCAAUAUGAAAUGAAAAAUAUAAAAGCACAAAGUAUAAAUAUUGGUACAAUUUUACAAAGUUCUAAAAAUUCUUUUAAAAAUAAUGUUGAACAAAAAGAUGAAAUGACUUCUGGUGUAGAAAAUGAAAAAAUUAAAAUUAAAGAUCUCUGCUUAAAUGAAUCCAUAACAUCGGAAAAAUUGGUGGAUACGCCAUUAUCAAAUAUAAAAAUAAAUCACAAUAGAAAAUAUAAAAGCAAAACUUAUCAGAGUAUUGCUUUAUUGCUUACACGAAAGCAAAAAGAAAAGCUAUAUAGUAUAAAUCAAAAACGAGAUGUAUGGAGCCCCACAGAAGAACGAGCUUUACUAGAGAUAUGGGAACUUAAUUCGUGUCGCCUAAGUCGUACACGUAAAAAUGGGCACGUCCAUAAAGAAAUAUCUGCAGAGCUUAGUAAACUCGGAUUUGUGCACAAUCCCCGCGAAGUACAAGUGAAAAUGAAUAACAUGAUUCAAAAAUAUAGAAAACAAAAUCGCGAAUUACAGUUUUCAGGCGCAUCUGAGACUGUGUGGACAUAUUACGAAAGCUUAAAGAGAAUUAUUGGAGAUUUAGAAUGUGAGAAUAAGAAACAAUUCCAAGUAAAGAGCUUUAAUGUUGCUCGCUUACAAGAUCCAAUUAUAGUAAAAUCUAUGGAAUCACCAAUUCCAGAUACAGUAAUAAAUAACAUCACAAGUUGCAAAAGCAAGACUCAUCAAAAGAUUGUUUCACUGCGCAACCGAAAACGAAAGAAGAUUUAUCAAAAAAAUAACAAACGGUAUGCAUGGAGCCGAGAAGCGGAACAAGCUUUAUUUAAGCUAUGGAAGUCGAAUUUAAAACAUAUUCUUGGUACACAUAGAAAAGAGCAUAUAUAUAAAAAAAUAUCUGUACAGCUUGCAAAAAUUGGAUUUCACUACAGUGCCCGUGAAAUUCAAGUGAAAAUAAAUAACAUCACUCAAAUAUAUAGACAUGUUUACUCUUCAUAA